UUCUCUGAAACGGUUUUUUCGUUUCGUUGAGCAAAUUGGUAUUUCUCUCUUUUACCGCCAUUGAUGAAGAAGCUCACCUAUGCAUCUAUCCAUAUCUAUAUGUGUAUCUAUAUACUGCUGUAGCGUGGAAGGUUGGCUAUUCUUUUCCCUUUUCUCUAUUCCCGCACUGCAAUCGAAGGAGGCGCGUCUUCAGAGGUGGUAUUAUCAUGUAUCGACGCUGUGGCCUGGAUGGGUGGAGGAAUUGGUGUUUUGAUGGCGAGUUUCAGAAUUUGGGUUGGGGCUAGGGUUGGGUGUGGAGAAAAUUAGGGUUUUUCUGUGACGUACAGUGCAUUAUCCGUUAUUUUGGGGAUAAUUGCUGUGUAUGUUGUUAGGGAUUAGUUUUUGAGGGUUCCUUAAUAGUUGUAUAACUAGGAGGUGGUGAGUAUACCUAUUAAAGGGAUACUUGAGGGAUGGAUGACGUUCAGCAGCAAUUGCAGCAGAAACCCGAGAGCACGAGGAGCGAUGCUCGGUCUGAUUUCGAGAGGGGGUUCGAGGAAUUGAUGUGCGGCCAUUACGACGAGUGCAUGUCAUUUGCCUCCUGCAGUUCGCCGAGGACAACAACUACAGAGGAUGAGGAAGAUGAGGGGGAACAGCUUGUUAGGAGGAGGAGGAGGUCGGAUCUUGACGAUGGUGAUGACUUAGCAGAAUCAUCCGCUGCCAGAAGGCGCCACUCGAGGAUUUUGAGCAGGUGGGCGGCCCGACAGGCAGAAGAGAUGAUUACUACAAUUGAGAGACGGAAUCGUGAGUCAGAGUUGAUGGCGCUUGCAGGGUUGCACACAGUUUCAAUGCUGGAUUCGUCAUUCUUGAGAGAGUCGCAGUCGCCGACCUCAAGGCGUCAGGGGAAUGUACAAAGGCUCAGCACGCGAGCAUCGUCUAUUUUUCAGAUGUGGCGCGAGUUGGAGGAAGAACAUGCAAUAAGCCGUGCUCGUGGGAGGGUGAGGGACAGAUUAAGGCAGCAGCAGCAGAGGACUGUGGAUUCUAAUACAAAUCAAUCCAUAAACAUGUCGGAAACCAGGGAGGGUGAGAAUCAGAGUAGCCUCGGGGAUGCUACCGAGAGUGAGAAUGAUUAUUCAACUUGGUCUCAUGAUCAGCUCGGGCCUCAGCAUGGAAAUAUGGAUCGUGAAAAUUCUAGCCGCGAGCAAUCUCCGGAUCUUGGAGAAGUGGAGAGGGAGAGGGUUAGGCAAAUUGUUCGAGGAUGGAUGGAGAGUGGUAUUCGGGACACUUCCUCUAAUGUUAUGCAGAGGAAUGAUAGUCCGAGAUCUGAGUGGCUGGGUGAGACUGAGCGCGAGAGGGUAAGGAUUGUGAGAGAGUGGAUGCAAAUGACAAGUCAGCAAAGGAGUUCUCGAGGUGGGCGUAGGGAUGAGCCUCAAGUUGCUCGGUCCCAUGAAGGGUCUGAUGCCAAUCACGAAGAAACUCAGCCUGAGCAUAUUCGAAGGGACAUGUUGAGACUACGGGGAAGACAGGCUUUGGUUGAUUUGCUUGUGAGAGUGGAAAGGGAAAGACAAGGGGAACUUCAGGGUUUGUUGGAGUAUCGUGCUGUUUCUGAUUUUGCACAUCGCAAUCGUAUCCAGUCACUGCUUAGAGGUAGAUUUUUGAGAAAUGAAAGGCCCGAUGAGGAAGAGAGACCUCCAUCCAUGGCUGCUAGUGAACUAAAUCAAUUAAGACAACGACAUACGGUCUCCGGCUUGAGGGAAGGUUUUCGAUCCCGGUUGGAAAACAUUAUGCGAGGCCAAGUAAGCAGCCAUCUUGAAAAUUCCUCUAACAAUAGCAACAGCGAUUUCGGAUAUGAUCAGAGUACUGCAACUGCUUCUCCGGAAGAUCAAGAUGAGAAUCAGGAUAUUAACAAUAAUCAAUUACUAGAUCAUGUUGGAAACACAGAUGGCAGCCGACUUAUUGAAAAUCAACAUGCUCCUAGGGAUCAAGAAAGUGAUCGCCAGGGACAGGUAUCAGGAGUUGAGGACACUUCUCUGAGCGGGCAGGAAAGCACAAUAUCUGAGUGGCCCUCAGAAAAUAUGGCAACAGAAAACCAAGAGCAAGAUCUCGGGUCUCGAGAAGCUGUUGAAAAUUGGUCAGAAGGGCCUUCAGACCCUCCAAGAAUGCUAAGGUCUAUCCCAUCAAGAAGAGUUUCAAGGUUCCACCCUCCUGAUGAUGAUAAUGUGUACAGCAUGGAACUCAGGGAACUACUAAGCAGGAGGAGUGUCUCGAAUCUUCUUCACAGUGGUUUCCGUGCAAGUCUGGAUCAGUUGAUUCAGUCCUAUGUAGACCGGCAAGGCCGGGCACCAAUUGAUUGGGAUCUCCAUAGGAACUUGCCUCUUCCACCAUCACCCGAGAGGGAUUCGGAUCAACAGAACGAUGAGCAAAAUGAGGAUCAGCCUAAUGGUAUUGGUAGACCUUCACUGGUGUUGCCGACUCCUCCUGUACCUCCAUCACAACCUCUUUGGCACCAGGAUCUGCAUCACUCGCCUUGGCCACGUCAUACUGUGAAUCGUUCUGAACUUGAAUGGGAGAUGAUCAAUGAUCUAAGAGCAGAUGUGGCGAAACUCCAGCAAGGUAUGAAUCACAUGCAAAGGAUGUUAGAAGCUUGCAUGGACAUGCAACUGGAGCUCCAGCGCUCUGUUCGGCAGGAGGUCUCGGCUGCUCUCAAUCGGUCUGCCACUGGGCAAGUGGCGGACAUAUCCGAGGAUGGAUCUAAAUGGAUUCACGUACGAAAAGGUACCUGCUGUGUCUGUUGUGAUAGCCACAUCGAUGCCCUAUUGUACAGAUGUGGGCACAUGUGCACAUGCUCUAAAUGUGCGAACGAGUUGGUUCGAGGGGGAGGGAAAUGUCCACUGUGCCGGGCGCCCAUUGUUGAGGUGAUUAGAGCUUAUUCGAUACUAUAAAACGAGGAAGAGAAAUGGUAAGAAGGGCGCAUAAAGUUGGGGAGGCUGACGGUUGAGCUUUGGGAUAUUAUAGCAAAAUACAACAGAUUCUUUAUCUAUCUUCUUCCCUCACUCUCACUGUCACUGUCACUGAUAAAAAAUAAAUCACAAGUUUUCUUCUCUCUCUUCUUUCCUUUUCUCUUCUCCUCGUCACUUCUCUUUCUAUUUUCUCUCUCUUCCUCUCGUUAGUCUUCUUUUUUCUUCUUCACUGUAACUUAAUCUUUUAAGACACUGUGAAUGAUUUGAUGAUUUAGAAAAUAAAAAUCGAUUUGAGCUUUGAUGUGUCA
This is a messenger RNA of Andrographis paniculata, 3244 nucleotides long. RefSeq lists its product as uncharacterized. Bases 450 to 2918 code for a protein of 822 amino acids. The record is from RefSeq and is a predicted model, not a curated record. NCBI's taxonomy places the organism in Eukaryota, Viridiplantae, Streptophyta, Magnoliopsida, Lamiales, Acanthaceae. The transcript has 9 exons.